Molecule: messenger RNA, 3762 nt
Organism: Clunio marinus
Lineage: Eukaryota; Metazoa; Arthropoda; Insecta; Diptera; Chironomidae
Source: the annotation of a GenBank genome assembly
AUGAAACCUAACUGGGGGUUGCCCUUGGCAAUAGCAGCAAAUCUACACAUUUCAUAUCGAAUUAUAAUCGAAAAUGACAAUGUUGGAAAAGCUGAUAUCAAAGAUAUACGAGGAAAAGUUUUCAUUGUCUGUUCGCCUUUGAAUUCUCCGAUAACAAAUCGUGUCAUCAAUCAAUACAAACAUUUCAAGAAAGCGAAAAUACUUUUGAUUGAUAUCAUUGGGAGCGUCUUCCAUCUAGAGAAUCGAUUAUUCAAAGAUUUCAGCACUACAAAGUACAAUAACCUCCUCGUGUUGACAAUUCUGACGCAGAAAUUCAAGCAGAUUUUGAGCAGGAAAUAUCACGUUGAGUUCAGUCAGUAUUUGAAGAGCUCUCAACAAGGUAAUGAGUCUGAAAGCGACUUCUUUUGUGAUUUGGAGAAGCGAAGUAUCAGUCAUUACACGAUGAAUGCAAACAAUCUUACAUCAUGCGAGAACGAAAUCAAAGAGCGAUGUCAUAAUUACACUAAUGAAGACAUUAAAAGCUUCUGCACGAAUCAUACAACAGCUUUAAGUCAGAAGAUAAAUGGAAGCGACGUACAGCAGUUGAAUGACUACAAUUUCAAUAAGCAAUUAGUUGUCCCUGAGCACUUCAACCUUUUCGAUUACAUCACGUCUAUGAGCUUAGAUGAGAAGAAUUUAAGCAAUCAUGAACGUCAUCAUCAAUUCGAUUUCAUUGUGUUGGACUUCAGAUCCAUUGUGAAUGCGACAAACGGCAGCAUCACGAUUUGGCGACCACUUAUGAUACUUGAACAAGAUGAAAUCUUUAAAAAUAUUUUUACAACACAUCGAGCUUUUUCAGAACGAGAUGCUUUCGAAGAUUGGAUAUUUAAAGCAAAUCUUUGGAAUUGUGGAACAAUUUGUUUGGGAAUUAUCGCUGCAAGCAUUUUCGUAGCUUUCAUUCUUAUCCUUAUCAUCAGUGUGUCAGCUGGAAUUGCUGCGAGAAACUAUUUCUUAAAGAAACGACUUUCGAAAGGCCCAAAUAAAGUUGUUCUCGCAGCGUCAGACUUUGUUUUUCCUAUCGACUCACGACGUGUUGAUGAGGGUAUGGAAGCCAUGUUAUGUUGUUGGCUUCAACAGUUACAAGAGUUUGGAGGGCCUGAAGUUGAUAAACCAGAUCUCUUAAAGGGAUCAAUAGGAUCGUUAAAAAAUUUAGGACUGCCUGGCAUAAGUGCAGGCAAUAAGAAUAGCUCGGGAACAGGAAGUUUAGUUAAGCAAAAUAAUGCAAAUUUGCUUGAAUUCAAAGCUCGUUAUCAGGGUGAUUUAGUACAGUUAAAGGAAAUUCAUAUUCCAUCAGGAAACUCAGUUGAGCUGAGAACAAAAGCCAUGGAUCAUCUCAUUAUAUCGCACGGGUUGCGUCAUGAAAAUAUUAAUCCACUCAUAGGAUUUCUCAGCGAUCCAAAUCGCUCUGCACUCGUCUUCGAGCAUUGUUCACGUGGAUCACUUCAAGAUGUUCUCAUCAUGGACGAAAUCAAACUCGAUUGGUCAUUUCGUUUGAGUUUACUUACAGAUUUAGUUCGCGGCAUGCGGUAUUUGCACACGAGUCCUCUGCGUGUUCAUGGUUCUUUGACGUCGAGAAAUUGUGUGGUUGAUGCUCGAUGGGUUUUAAAGAUUACAGAUUAUGGUAUGCCAGCAUUCUACGAUGCCCAAGGAUUAGCAGCGCCAGUGAAGUCAGCAAAAGAACUUUUAUGGUCAGCACCGGAAGCAUUACGAGGAACAAAGAACUAUCCAAAGCAUGGAACACAAGCAGCUGACGUGUUCUCAUUUGGCAUAAUCAUGCAAGAAGUUGUUGUACGAGGCGAACCGUAUUGUAUGCUCUCACUUUCGCCUGAAGAAAUCAUCGCGAAAAUUAAAAACCCGCCACCGCUUAUAAGGCCUUCGGUGUCAAAAGGCGCUGCACCACCAGAAGCAAUUAACAUAAUGCGCCAAUGUUGGUCGGAGAAUCCUGAAUUGAGACCUGAUUUUGCAACAAUUGGCGAGAAGUUUAAGCUUCUCAACCACGGAAGAAAAGUUAACUUUGUUGACACGAUGUUUCAAAUGUUGGAGAAAUAUUCAAAUAAUUUGGAAGAGCUCAUUAGAGAGAGAACCGAACAACUCGACAUGGAACGUAAAAAGACUGAACAAUUACUAAAUCGAAUGUUACCAAGUUCUGUUGCUGAGAAACUGAAGAUGGGUUUGGCUGUGGAUCCAGAAGAGUUUGCUGAAGUUACAAUUUAUUUUUCUGAUAUCGUCGGUUUUACAGCAAUCGCUGCACAUUGUACGCCAGUGCAAGUUGUAGAUCUUCUCAACGAUUUAUACACUUGCUUCGAUGCCACAAUUAUGAGCUACAAUAACGUUUAUAAAGUCGAAACAAUUGGCGAUGCUUAUAUGGUUGUCGGUGGGUUGCCAAAUCCCCGUCCUGAUCAUGCUGAACAAAUUGCGACAAUGGCUUUAGAUCUACUUCAUCAAAGCGGAAAUUUUAAAGUGCGACAUUUGCCGGGUGUACCACUUCAACUUCGAAUCGGUCUUCAUACAGGUCCUUGUUGCGCCGGAGUCGUGGGGUUGACAAUGCCUCGUUAUUGUUUAUUUGGCGACACGGUGAACACAGCAUCAAGGAUGGAAUCAACGGGUUCUUCGUGGCGCAUCCACAUGUCACAAACAACUUGUGAUCGUUUAGAGAAGACUGGCGGCUACAUCAUUGAACCGCGUGGUCCCAUCGAGAUUAAGGGAAAAGGAAAAAUGAAUACGUAUUGGCUUUUAGGGAAAAAAGGCUUCGAUAAAGUUCUACCAACGCCACCACCUAUUGGAUUGGAUGAACUACUGAAACGAAAUUGCGAGGCAAGUAAAAGUGAAGCAGUGAAAAUCGGAAAUGCAAGUAGUUUGCCUGGAUCGAAUCAAUCAAGUCACUCGCCUUCAUUUGGAGGUGAAUCGCUUGAUGUGAAAGUUGAGAUAACACCAGCACCGCCAACUCCAAUGAGCGAUAUACAAAAUUCUUUCUCGGUUGAAUCAACAAGUAGCUUAACCAUAUGCUCAGAUGUGUCUGUUAAAUCGCAAUCAACGUCACCUUUAACCAGAAAAUUCUCGGAAAUUCCACACGAAUCUGGUGGGUUUCUUAAUCCGAUUGGAAAUUUUAAUCGCCUAAAUCCUUCACCGCCAAACACUGCAUCUGCUCGGUUGUUUAAAAAGCUGGAAGAGAUGAUUGAUCUGAGCUCUCCUUACAAUCAUUACCGAUGCUUAAGUCCCAGUGAAACUAAUCUGUCUAUUCCUGUGAGUGAAAGAUCUUCUAGCGUGAGUCCUAACUCAAAACAAAUUGAUUCUGGGAAGCCCGGAUCGAGUCGCCUCUUGAGACGUCAAUUCAGUUUAGAUAAAGACGACAUGACAAUGCAAAAACACGCAAAUUUGGAAACAAUUUCAUCCUUCGUUGAUUCAGCUAAGCAUUUAAACUUGAAAUUGUAUCAGCCGCUAAUAUCAUCGUCUAGUCUCCCAGGAUCAUCACCAACAACGAGCAGUUUGUCAACUAAAAUACAAAAACAUCAGUCGGCAAGCGUUGCUCAAGAUCUUGAGAAAAUUGAAGAAAUUCCCAUAUCACCCAUUAACACAUCAUUCAACUCGAGCAAUUCCAACAGCAGCGUUAAAGAUUUAAAUAGCUUUAAAAAUUCCAACAACAGCAACAAUAAUUCAAAGACUUCACCAUCCAAUUGCGAUGAGACGAAAGAGAUCAGCAUAAACAUUGAAACACUCGGAUAG